Drosophila willistoni is the source of this 1786-nucleotide messenger RNA. RefSeq names its product aspartate--tRNA ligase, cytoplasmic. Lineage: Eukaryota; Metazoa; Arthropoda; Insecta; Diptera; Drosophilidae. Gene Ontology annotation, biological process: aspartyl-tRNA aminoacylation. Gene Ontology annotation, cellular component: cytoplasm; aminoacyl-tRNA synthetase multienzyme complex; cytosol. The transcript is spliced from 4 exons. Gene Ontology annotation, molecular function: aspartate-tRNA ligase activity; RNA binding; ATP binding. Bases 1 to 1602 code for a protein of 533 amino acids. The record is from RefSeq and is a predicted model, not a curated record.
AUGGUCGAGGAAAAGAAGAAUGUGUCCGCUAAUGGAGAUCAAUUCUCUAAAAAGGGAGCCAAGAAGGCAGCAAAGGCAGCCAAGAAAGCCGAGCAAAAGGCCGAGUCGGCGGCAGCUGCGAGUGCCGGCAAUGAUGGCGAAGCUGGUGACAAUGCAGUAGAUCAUGCCCAGGGUCGCUAUGGUCUCUCCGAAAUGAUUCAAUCGAAAGAUAAGCGUAGUGAACGUAUUUUUGUUACUGUUCCCGAAUUGGUCAAUCAUGUGGACAAGGGUUUGGUCUGGGUACGAGGACGUGUUCACACCUCUCGUGCCAAGGGUAAACAGUGUUUCCCUAUCCUGCGUCAGCAGAGUAGCACCAUCCAGUGCAUCUUGGCUGUGAAUGACAUCAUUUCCAAACAAAUGGUGAAAUUUACGGGAAACAUUCCCAAGGAGAGUAUCAUCGAUAUUCAAGCCAAACCAGUUUCAGUACCCAAUAAGAUUGAAUCUUGUACUGAGCAGACUGUGGAGCUGUGUGUUGAACAGGUCUUUGUUAUAUCGCAGGCAAAAUCUCAGUUGCCCCUGCAAAUUGAAGAUGCCUCGCGUCCAUUGAAUCCCGAUGAUGCCGGGGGUUUGAACAUACGCGUCAAUCAGGACACCAGAUUGAAUAAUCGUGUUCUGGAUCUGAGAACUCCAGCGAAUCAGGCCAUAUUCCGUCUGGAAGCCGGAGUGUGUCGUUUGUUUCGUGAUAUAUUGACUGAGAAUGGCUUUACUGAGAUACACACGCCCAAGAUACAGCUACCCGAUGAGGGUGGAGAAUAUUUCUUCACAGUUAACUAUUUUAAGGAGACAGCUUACUUGGCUGUAUCGCAGUAUAUUCACCGGCAAAUGGCCAUUGCAGCUGAUUUCGAAAAAGUCUUUACAGUGGGUGCUGUGUUCCGUGCGGAAGAUUCCCACACGCACAGACAUUUAAUAGAGUUUGUUGGCCUCGAUUUGGAGAUGACUUUUAAGUAUCAUUAUCAUGAAGUGCUCCAUACUAUUAGCAAUACAUUAACGGCGAUUUUCAAGGGUCUGCGUGAUCAAUAUAGCCGCGAGAUUGAGGCAGUGGGUCAACAGUAUAAGGUGGAGCCAUUUAAGUUCCUGGAAAAACCACUAAUAUUGCAGUUCACUGAGGGAAUAGCCAUGUUGCGUGAAGCUGGCAUAGAGACAGGGGACGAUGAGGAUUUGUCUCUUCCAAAUGAGAAGCUAUUGGGUCGCCUGGUUAAGGCGAAGUAUGACACUGACUUUUACAUCCUCGACAAGUUUCCUCUUUCUGCCCGCCCAUUCUACACUAUGCCAGAUCCUGAUAAUCCUAAAUACUCUAACUCCUUUGAUAUGUUUAUGCGUGGGGAGGAGAUUUCGUCAGGUGCCCAGCGUAUUCAUGAUCCCGAGUACUUAAUUGAGCGUGCCAAACACGAUGCAGUCGAACUUACAAAACUUGCCGCCUAUAUUGACGCUUUCCGCUAUGGUUGCUCUCCCCAUGCUGGCUGUAGCAUUGGUAUGGAACGUGUUGUCAUGUUCUAUCUUGGUUUAAACAACAUCCGCAAGACAUCCAUGUUUCCACAUGAUCCCAAACGAUUAAUGCCCUAAUGCACACAACCAAUGCUUCACAUAAUUGAACUAUCCGCCUAGUUAACUUGGUCAUACUUGUAAAUUUACGCAAAUGAAAUUAAUUUAAGGCAAACCAAAAAGGAGACGUGCAAUUUUUAAGUGUUAGAAAUAUCUUUCUUAUACUUACAAAUAUUUGGCGCUAAAAAUAAAUUCAUAAAUUUUA